AUCAGGCAAAAUAAGACUGAAUGUUCUCUAGGGCUGGGUUCAUUCUGUCCUGCUCCACUUGGGGAAGGUGAGUCUGCUCCGCCCGCGGCGGAGAGGCGAUGCCCCGGCUGCGGAAUGCGGUGACCGACCUUGAUCUGGUUCCUGACGGGGUUCCUGAUCUACUUCAGGAGACCCGGCGCUCCGGGACCCCAUAGGCAGGUGGAUCCCCGCCCCCUUCCCGGUGUGUCCCGGGCAGCAUCGACUCUAGAGGAGGGCAGAGGACAGAGGGGAGCCUGCGAUUCCACUGGGGCGGCUUGGCGACUGUCUCCUCCCGGACACGGAGCCUGAACUCAGGCUGGGGUCUUCAGGCUUGGCUCAUUCUCUCCCCUUCCUGCCUGCCGUUCCCAGAUGGACCUGCGACUACUGCUCAAUCAGCGGGAGUUUGGGGGUUCCAGAGAGCUCUCCUGACCCAGGCUGUCUCAGGCGCGCGCUGGGCGGGUCCAUAGCCUGCUCUGGCUGCGGUGAGAUCGCUCUAAGUGGCAGAAAGAUCUGCUACUAAGUCUGCCCCUUGUCACCCAGCCUCCCCCACCGGUCCCCUCCUCAGGCCAGUCUGGGUUUCUGGACUUCUGAAGUCUUCUUUUCCCCCUGUAGCCCAAAAUGUGGAUGCGGUCCUGGUCCUUGCUGCUGUGCGGGGUGUCGUUCGCGCUUCCACUUUUUGUGAUAGCAGGCACGUGUGAGGAUACUGACAUGCACCACGAGAUCAUUUCAGAGGGCCGGCCUUUUGCUUUGAAUUGCACAUACCCUCCAGUAACAAACGAGGCAGUCAAUCUGACAUGGCACAGAACCUCACCCACCCGAAGCUCAGUAUCCAACAACAGACAGCUUAGAAAUCACCAGGACCACACGUGGAUUUUGUUUCUUCCUUUGGAAGAGGGGGACUCGGGCAUCUACCAGUGUGUUAUAAGGAAUGCACACAGCUGUUACCGAAUAACUGUAAACCUGACGGUUGUUAGAAAACAUUGGUGCAAUUCUUCCACGGAGGGCCCCAUAAAUUUGUCUUUGUCCGAUGAGUAUCAACAAAGUUUACCCAUGGGAAAAUCGGCCAGUCUCGCGUGUCAUCUCGACUUCCCGGACAGUUGUGUCCUGGAUUCAAUAAAGUGGUAUAAGGGUUGUGAAGAACUUAAAGCAGGGAAGAAGUAUGCUGUUUCAGGAACAAAGCUUCUUGUGAACAAUGUUGCUGCAGAGGACGGUGGGAGCUAUGCGUGCACGGCCAGACUCACAUACUUGGGGAGACAGUUCAUGGUUAGAAACUACAUUGCUGUGAGCAUCAAGGAAGUUGUGUCUGGAGGAAGGAUUCCUAAUAUCACGUAUCCAAAAAACAACUCCAUCGAAGUUCAACUCGGCUCCACCCUUAUUGUGGACUGCAAUAUAACGGACACCAAGGAGAAUACAAACCUGCGUUGCUGGAGAAUCAACGGAACCCUGGUGGAUGACUACUACAACGAUUCCAAGCGCAUCCGGGAAGGAAUUGAAACCAAUGUUUCCUUCAAAGAUCACAUUUUUUACACCGUGAACAUCACAUUCUUAGAAGUGAAGAUGGAAGACUAUGGCCUUCCUUUCAUGUGCCAUGCUGGAGUGUCUACAGCCUACAUCAUGUUGAAGCUCCCAGCUCCAGACUUCCGGGCUUACCUCGUAGGAGGGCUUAUGGCGUUCCUGCUUUUGGUUGUAUCUAUCCUGUGCAUCUACAACAGUUUUAAGAUUGACAUUAAGCUUUGGUAUAGAAGUGCCUUCCACAAUGCCCAGGCUCCAGAUGAUGAGAAGAUGUAUGAUGCCUAUGUCUUAUACCCCAAGUGCCCAAGAGAAAGCCAGGGCCAUGAUAUGGACACGAUGGUGUGGAAGACCCUGCCUGAGGUGCUGGAGAAGCAGUGUGGAUAUAAGUUGUUUAUUUUUGGCAGGGAUGAAUUCCCUGGACAAGCGGUGGCCAACGUCAUUGAUGAAAACAUUAAGCUGUGUAGGAGACUGAUUGUCCUGGUGGUACCAGAGUCACCCAGCUUUGGCUUUCUCAAGCACAUGUCAGAAGAACAGAUCGCUGUCUACAACGCCCUCAUCCAGGAUGGCAUGAAGGUCAUUCUGAUUGAGCUGGAGAAAAUCAAGGACUAUAGAGGCAUGCCCGAGUCCAUUCAGUACAUCCGCCAGAAGCACGGGGCCAUCCGGUGGGAUGGGGACUUUACAGAGAAGUCGCAGUGUGCCAAGACCAAGUUCUGGAAGAAAGUAAGAUACCAUAUGCCACCUAGAAGGUAUCCGCCAUCUUCCUCAGUCCAGCUGCUGAGGCACACGCCCUGCAACUGCACAUCAGGCAAAUGGGAUGCUGACACAGCACAUUAAGCAAAUGGAAUGCUGCCAUAGGGCCCAAAACUUCCUGGCAAGAGCUGUUGGUGUUUGGUGGCUCACAGGUACAUCGUCUUUGGGUUGUCUACCCCUGCAGCUUGUUGCUCUUUUAUUCUGGGUGACCUUGUUCUUGUCCUUGUUGAUUUUGGUUUCGUUUUGGAUGCUUUUAAUGAGACCAGAUUCUUUAGUA
Molecule: messenger RNA, 2557 nt
Organism: Mesocricetus auratus (golden hamster)
Lineage: Eukaryota; Metazoa; Chordata; Mammalia; Rodentia; Cricetidae
Gene: Il36r
Product: interleukin 1 receptor like 2
Exons: 11
Coding region: 637-2364 (575 amino acids)
Biological process (GO): signal transduction; regulation of inflammatory response
Molecular function (GO): interleukin-1, type I, activating receptor activity
Source: RefSeq, a predicted model, not a curated record